Molecule: messenger RNA, 1548 nt
Organism: Entamoeba invadens IP1
Lineage: Eukaryota; Evosea; Mastigamoebida; Endamoebidae
Product: serine/threonine protein kinase HT1, putative
Exons: 1
Coding region: 1-1548 (515 amino acids)
Biological process (GO): protein phosphorylation
Molecular function (GO): protein kinase activity; ATP binding
Source: RefSeq, a predicted model, not a curated record
AUGAACAAUUGCACAUCAUGUCAAAAUCAAUAUUCAUGUGAUAACUGUCAUGAUGAGAAUGUUUACGUUAAUGCAAGUUGUAAGCAUUUCACUUCUAUUGAGUUUUGUAUUGAAGCUAAAAAAGGAGCUUGUUCGAUGUGUGUUGAAGGCAAAAAGCCGAGUGAUGAUGGUCUUUCAUGUACAAACAAAGUGAAUUUGGGAUUGGCAAUUGGUCUCCCUGUUGUAUUUGUAGUCUUGAUAAUCAUUUUGAUAGCUUUGACGAUUGUUGGAAUGUAUUUCUUAUAUUUGCACUUCAGAGAGGAAAAGAAAAUGAUAAACGUUUGUGUAUUCAAAAUGAACCGCUCAAAUGUUAUUUUUGAAAGGGUGAAUGAUUGGCUUGUAGCUAAUAAAGAGAAAGUGACUUUUAUCGACGAGAACAAUGCAAAUAAUGAAAUUCCCGUCAACAAAGAAACACGUGACUUAUUCUGUGUUGGCAACAAGUCUAAAAAUCCAAUGAAGAUUCAAUUUAGUGUGAUGAAAGGGUGCGAUUACUACACAAUUCGAACAGAACCAGCUUUGGUAAAUUUAAAAAGUGGAGAGGCGUGUGAAUUUGAGAUAUUUUUGACACCACUGUGUUCGUGUAAAAUCGAAGAGAAAAUUGUAUGUGUUGGUCUUGAUAUCAAGAAAGGUGUUGAAAUGACAGAACACAUUUCAAUCAAUGCAAAGACAGAAAUGACAACACGACUUGAUUAUCAUGAAUUAAAAGAAGAAAAGAAACUUGGCGAAGGUUCAUUUGGCAUUGUCUAUUUGGGAGAGUUCAGAAGUCACAAAGUAGCAAUCAAGAAAUUACGAGAGGGGUGCAGUGAUGAAUCGAAAGUCCACGAAUUUGAAAAAGAAGUUUCGAUGUUAGACAAAUUUCGAUGUGACUAUUUGGUUCACUUCUAUGGAGCUGUCUUCAUUCCAAACAGAAUUUGUAUGGUCACUGAAUUUGCAGAAUAUGGCAGUUUAAACGAUUUGAUGAAAAAGAGAAGAGAACAAUCGCCGCGCAUGGCAGUCAAAGUGAAAUUCAUGUUUGACAUGGCAAAGGGAAUUUCUUAUUUGCACAACAAUGGCAUCGUCCACAGAGACAUCAAACCAGACAAUUUACUCAUCUUUUCUCUGGACUUGGGAACUACAAUUAACGCAAAAAUGACUGAUUUUGGAAGUGCGAGAAAUAUUAAUAUGUUGAUGACGAACAUGACUUUCACUAAGGGAAUUGGAACACCAAAGUAUAUGUCACCUGAAGUGUUGAAUAAAGAAAAGUACAAAAUGCCAAGUGAUAUCUUCUCUUUUGCAAUUAGUAUGUACGAAUGUUUCACAUGGAAAGAACCAUAUCCAAAAGAAAAUUUCAAGUUUGCGUGGUCCAUCGCAGAUUUUGUUGCUUCAGGAAAACACUUGGCACAAGUUGACUGUCUUGACGACACCAUUUAUUCCUUGUUAAACAAAAUGUGGUGUUUUGAUGGAAAAGACCGAUUUAAAAUAGACGAAGUCGUAGAAGACUUGCAAAUGUAUCUUAAUGCAUUCCAAUAA